CUAAACAUGAACCACUAUGCUAAUAAGAAGAGCGCGGCGGAGAGCAUGCUGGACGUGGCUCUGCUGAUGGCUAACGCCUCGCAGCUGAAGGCCGUGCUGGAGCAGGGGCACCAUAACCCCCUGUACACGUCCCUGAUCACACUCAUCUGCCUGUCGCUCUGUCUGCAAGUGUUAGUGGGCAUCCUGCUCAUCUUCAUAGUGAAGUGGAACCUGAAUGACGAGCAGAAACAUCUCAGGCUGAACAUCUUAGAGAACAUCACCACAGGCUGCAUCUUCAUCAUAGUCGUCAUCAAUGUCUUCAUCACUGCGUUUGGAGUUCAGCGGCCCAAUGCAGGCGUGUGA
Onychostoma macrolepis is the source of this 342-nucleotide messenger RNA. Its product is annotated as ninjurin-1-like. Gene Ontology annotation, biological process: tissue regeneration; cell adhesion. Bases 7 to 342 code for a protein of 111 amino acids. The record is from RefSeq and is a predicted model, not a curated record. NCBI's taxonomy places the organism in Eukaryota, Metazoa, Chordata, Actinopteri, Cypriniformes, Cyprinidae. Gene Ontology annotation, cellular component: membrane. The transcript is spliced from 2 exons.